UACAGCAGAGAUGAAGUUUUUUUUUUGUCUUUGUUUCUUGGUGGUGACUUGUGGAUUGUCUGUAGGUAUAAUCAGGGAAUAUAGUUUCCAUGAUCUACUAUAUGUAACCUGGACCGAUGCUCAAUGGCAUUGCAGAAGAUACUACAGAGAUCUGGCUACUGUCACUACUACUGAAGAAAACCAAAGACUUGUAUACACUGGAAAAAAUGAUUACUCAGCCUGGAUUGGGUUGUAUAGAUCCGAUGCAAACAGCCUCACCUGGAAAUGGUCUGAUGAAGAACCAAUUUCUUUCUUAAAUUGGGAAAGUGGUUGGCCAUUGCCAGGUUCUGUGACUCCAGUAAAAAAUUGUGCUGUUGUGUAUAACGGAGUCUGGUAUAACGAUCCCUGUGACUCGAAAAGUAAAUAUUUCUACUGUUAUAGAUAUUUGAUUUUGGUAAACAAGCUUAUGACAUGGGAGGAGGCUCUUCAGUACUGCACCACAGAAUACACUGGUUUGGCUUCUUUGGCCAAUACGACACAAAUAUGGCAGGCAAACCAGGAGCUGGCGCUGACCCAAACUGACAGUGUGUGGGUCGCCCUGCGCUACAUCGAUGGAAAAUGGUUCUGGCUGAGUGAAAGUCCUUUAGGGGUAGAUUCUGGGACUGGAAAUCCUCCAGAUCCACUGGUUUCAAUGCCAUCAUGUCCAGCUUUGCCUUAUCGCUGUGGAGCAAUCAACACCAAGACAAAUGGCUUUGAGAACCGAGACUGCAACGAGAAGCUGAAUGUCCUCUGCUGGAAGUAGUUAUCCACAGAUUGGUCUCUCCUUCAGGGUGAAUGAUAUACUGUAUAUAUAUAUGUGUACAUAUGAAAUCUCAAACAAAUGGCACAACCCUAUAUGCUAUUAAUUUGUAUGUACAGAGUGUCUGGCUUUUUAUUUAGAAGUACCUGUGUUUUGAAGAUGUGAUAAGAUGUGAAGAUGUGACUUUAAGGAUAAAUGGAUGCCACCCGAAAAAUUCUAUUUUAUGUAUACAGUACUGUACUGUAUUAACAUUUUACUCCAUUUUAUAAUUAAUAAUCAUAUAUAAACUUCAUUAUAUCAACAUAAAACUCAACUAGUUCCCUAUAAUUUUUUUGGUCUAUUGUGCUACCGGGAAAAUCAGCCAAACAAAUUAGUUUCUUCUGUAAAGCAGGGAAUUACUGUACUUAAAAGGCCACAGC
This is a messenger RNA of Silurus meridionalis, 1197 nucleotides long. Its product is annotated as C-type mannose receptor 2-like. The record is from RefSeq and is a predicted model, not a curated record. NCBI's taxonomy places the organism in Eukaryota, Metazoa, Chordata, Actinopteri, Siluriformes, Siluridae. The transcript is spliced from 2 exons. Bases 11 to 781 code for a protein of 256 amino acids.